Molecule: messenger RNA, 4120 nt
Organism: Setaria italica (foxtail millet)
Lineage: Eukaryota; Viridiplantae; Streptophyta; Magnoliopsida; Poales; Poaceae
Exons: 4
Coding region: 378-3713 (1111 amino acids)
Source: RefSeq, a predicted model, not a curated record
CCCCACCCCACCAAAACCCCGCGCCCUCCAUAUCUGCUUCAAACGCGGCGAGAGAGAUUGGCGAACGCGGGGCAAGAACACGGCCGACGGCUCAGCCCCAAUCCAACCACCGCGCGCCUCGGCUCCCCUCCCCGCCCCUCUCCACCCCACUCGCAUCCCGGCGCGUGUGCAGCGAGGGGGCGACCGGUCUCCGCCUCCGCCGUCGCCGCCGACUCCCCCACGUCUGCACAGCAAGAAGACACUGGCCUCCACUGCACCUGGUGCCCUCUGUUGCUGUCACUAUCACUAUCUAAUGCACGGAUCAUGAUGAAGACAAACCAUAUAAUUUGCUGUUAAAAUACUCCACAAGAUUGCUGUCUUUUCCUCAGCUGAUCACAAUGGAAUGCAACAGGGAAGAAGCUUCAAGAGCUAAGGAUCUAGCUGUGAUAAAGCUGCAAGAAGCAGACUAUGCUGGGGCCAAAAGGAUUGCCCUCAAGGCUCAAAAGCUCUUUCCUGGCCUUGAAAAUAUUUCUCAGCUGCUAACUGUUUGUGAAGUCCACUGCUGUGCUGCUGUUAAGAUCAACGGGGAGACGGACUGGUAUGGUAUUCUUCAAGUAGAAACAACUGCAGAUGACGUGUUACUCAAGAAACAGUACCGCAAACUUGCUCUCUUACUCCAUCCAGAUAAGAACAAGUUUGUGGGUGCGGAAGCUGCUUUUAAGCUAAUUGGAGAAGCUCACAUGAUACUGACAGAUCAAGUAAAACGUUCAUCUCAUGAUUUCAAAAGGAAGCAAGUUAUUGCAACAUCUGUCCCUGUACCGAAGAAGCGUGGACGGUCAUCAAAGAAAACUGAUCAUGUUGCUAAGAGGGCCAAUAAGGAGAACACUGAUGCUGGAUAUUCAACUUUCUGGACCGUUUGCUUGGCUUGUGGUACAAAAUACCACUAUCCAUGUAAUUUGUUGAUGAGACUUCUCCGCUGCCAGAUCUGUUCAAAGAGUUUCCUUGCUUAUGAUUUGUAUAAGAAACCUUCUGUCGGAGUGGAAGCAUCAAAUCCAUGGAGUGGAAUUUGGAUGCAACAACAAAUGUUCCCUCCAAGUCAAAAAACCCACGUCAGCAACCGACAACACAACUAUCAGAGUGUCCCUGGUCAGCAAAAUCCUGUCAAUGGUCAUCAAACUCCUGUCUCUAACCAGCAACAGCAACCUCAGAAUGUAUCUGAUAAGCAAACUCCUGACAUUAACCAGCAACAGCGACCACAGAAAUUCCCUUUCAGUUCAGGGCCAAAGAAUGUAGAUUCUCAUCCAUGUCCAAGUCAGCAAGCAAAUGUUACUAACCAAAAACUCUACAAUCAGAGGGCCCCUGGUCAGCAAAAUCCUGACAAUGGCUCUCAGGCUCCUGUCACUGACAAUCACCAGCAAUCUCUGAAAGUUGCGGGCAAGCAAAGUCCUAUCAUUAACCAGCAACAACAAUCUCAGAAAUCUCCUUUCAAUUCAGGAUCAAAGAAUGUAGUGAAUUCUCAGGGUGCAGCCUGUCCCAACAGUUAUGCAACUGGAAGCACUAAUCUUACAGCUGAAGCUGUAGCUUGUAAUAGCACAACGGUUACAAGGCCAUCAUUGAAUGAUCAAAAUGUUGAAGAUAGAACUAAACCACCUGUUGUGAAUUCUGAUAAAGUUCCUCUAGCAAACGAGCAAAUGAGGGCAAAGGAGGUAGCUACAGGAUCCAGUUAUCAUGUUGCUGUAAAUGGUAGACGAGUUGCUAAUGAAUGUGUUCUUACUGCUGCAACUGCAAGUGCAGAUAAAACAUCUGGGCAGAAUCCUUCUAUAUCAAGGCAGCAAGGAGACACUGUCAUCAGUGAAGAUCAAUCUGAUGGAAGUAGAAAAGGCAGCGAUUCUCCUGCAAAGAAAAGGAUAAGAAUAGAAAACUCUUCCUGUACAGCUGGCAAAAGUGAUCAUAUAGCAGAAAAUGAAGGUGCUAAAGUGAGCAGCGAACACAAACUUAGUACUCCAAGCAAAGAGAAGAUCACAAAUGAAAAUGGAGAAGUGAUCAAUGGGAAUCAAGAUGCAUUGCAAGGAACAGGAAUAAAACAGGAAACUCCUAGUUCUGGAAGUGGAAGUGCUGCUGCUGCCAGAUCUGUGAACAAUAGUAUUCCUGACAAUAUUACAGUUUCAUGUCCAGAUUCAGACUUCUAUGACUUUGAGAAAAACAGGGAUGCAGAUCGAUUCGCAGUUGAUCAGAUAUGGGCAAUUUAUGAUGAUCAUGAUGGCAUGCCAAGAUACUAUGCUCGAAUUAAGCAGGUUUACUCUCCAAACUUCAUGUUGCGGUUCACAUGGCUAGAGCAUGAUCCUUUGUAUGAUGCUGAGAAGGCAUGGUCUUCUAAGGAGCUGCCUGUUGCUUGUGGAAGUUUCAGAGUUGGAAAAACACUCUUAACUGAAGAUACUAAGAUGUUUUCUCAUGUUAUUUCUUGGACAAAAGGAAGGAAGAGGAACAGCUAUCAGAUUUAUCCAAAGAAAGGUGAAGUUUGGGCAGUUUUCAGGGGAUGGGACAUCAACUGGAGUUCAGAUUCCAACGAUCAUAGGCCUUAUGAUUAUGAUGUUGUAGAAAUCACCUCAGACUUUGCUACGGGUUCAGGCACUUAUGUGAUUCCCUUGGUAAAGAUUAAAGGUUUUGUCAGCUUAUUUGUUCGAUCAAGCAAUGAAGCACCAUUUCUGAUACCUGGUGGUGACAUGCUCAGGUUCUCCCACAGCAUCCCUUUUCACAGGUUGGCACAAACUGACAGGCAACAUAUCCCAAAUGGUGCUCUUGAACUGGAUACUGCAUCACUACCUACUGAUCUGGAGAAAGCGUUUACUCCUGUAAACCUUGACAGCUGGGAGAUGCCAGUUGGGAAUACUGAACAGAGUCAGGAUGGUACAGGUACAAAUGUACAGAAUGAAGUUGAGAAACUAAAUCAGAAUACAAAGAGUGCACAAGAUAAUGGCUCAGAAGCUUCAGUCAUUGAUGAUCAUGGUGGUGAUGGAUGGAAUGAUAGCUCUCAACCAGAAUCUCCAACUAGUUUUGAUUACCCUGAUCCAGAGUUUUGCAACUUCACUAGUUUGAGAUCAUUUGACAAAUUCAAGAAAGGUCAGGUUUGGGCACUGUAUUCUGAUACUGACAAGUUCCCGAAGUACUAUGGUUUCAUAAAGGGCGUCGAUCCAGAUGAUCACACAAUCCACAUAAAAUGGCUUGAGCACUGUCCAUGUGCUCAAAUGGAAAAGUGUUUAGUGCAAGACGGUUUGCCUAUUGGCUGUGGAGCAUUCCGGGUCAGCAGGCAAAGUGACAUCUAUGAUUGUACAAGUGUCUUCUCCCACAAUAUGGAAGUGACGCUGAUGCGUAAAGGAAAAAAGUAUGAAAUUCUUCCACGUGUUGGCCAGGUAUGGGCUAUAUACAAGAACUGGAGCCAUGCAUGGAAUUUUGAAGAUUACUGCAGAUGUGAAUACUUUCUGGCUGAGGUCCUGGAGAUUUCUAAUGGUAAUGUAACAGUGUCAUGGCUUACUAAAGUGGAGGGCUUUAUCGCAGUAUUCAAGCCAGAGCAAACAGCUGAAUCCAGGAGUGCCAUGAGAGUAGCAAAGAGUGACAUGAUGAUGUUCUCUCAUCAGAUUCCUGCCUUCCGCUUGACAAAUGAGAACCUUUGUGGUUGCUGGGAACUUGAUCCUGCAUCAGUACCUGAAGUUUUACUGGUCGGAAAAAACAUGUGAAAUAAUGACAAGAUUGCUCCUAAGAUAAGUUAAUAUCCUAAGAUACGUUAAUAGGGAAAGUUUAGCCUGUGAAAAGUACAGCUUGCUGUUGACAAAGAUGCAGUGCUGGAUUUUGUAUUUUGGUUGUUAGUUGUAGCUUGUGCCGAGUAGACAGGUUAAUUCAUUAGUUUGCUACCUGAUGGCUGAUGCCAAAUGUUUAAGUCUUGCAGGAUCUCGCUUAGGUUUCAUCUCACCAUUCCAUCUUUGUUGUGUGCAUUGUAAAUGUUUUGUUGGCUACAUAGUUGAUCGCAGCUCCAGUUGUAUGCACCUUUCUAGUGGGAAUGCUUGCAUACAAUUUGGAGACUUUGGCAGCAUCAGCAUAUAUUUAUUAAUCCUCCAUAUUUGAAAACUAGUUGCUGCUUGUCCAA